Leptosomus discolor (cuckoo roller) is the source of this 571-nucleotide messenger RNA. Lineage: Eukaryota; Metazoa; Chordata; Aves; Leptosomiformes; Leptosomidae. The record is from RefSeq and is a predicted model, not a curated record.
CCAACAGCUCUUUUUUCUGAGGGAGGACUCGAAGGAUUAAAAGGCAGCAACUUCUGAGGCGAUUUGUCCCCUGAGUUAUGGAUGUUGGUGCACUUACUUCAGGCCAGAUCAGAGCUCAGAGGGAUCUAACCAGAAGCAGCAACCACCGGCUCUCCACUUGCCUUUUACCAGGUUUUACCCUUCCAGUAUGUUUCAUUUGAUAAGACAUUUUCCAGCGCCCAGAGUUUCAGUACAAUGUGCAAAUGGAUACUGACAAAUGGUGCCUCAGCCUUUUCCCACCUGCCUUGUUGCUGCUUGCUGCUGCUCUUCUUGGUGUCUUCUGUGCCUGUCACCUGCCAUGACCUCGGCCAGGACAUGCUGUCCCCGGAGGCCACCAACUCUUCUUCUUCAUCAUCCUCCUCCUUCCCCUCGUCCUUCUCCUCUCCUUCCAGUGCGGGGAGACACGUGCGGAGCUACAAUCACCUCCAAGGAGACGUGCGCAAGAGGAAGCUCUACUCUUACAACAAGUACUUUCUCAAGAUUGAGAAGAACGGCAAGGUCAGCGGCACCAAGAAGGAGAACUGCCCCUUCA